CAAAUCUACUUUCCUCCCCUCCCCAACAGUAUGAAGUGAAACGGAACUGAAUUUUUGUACCAUCCGCAACUGCUUCAAGUUCAGAUCAUAACAAAGAAACUGAAGAUAAACCACCCAAAACAAGCAAAGUUGCAACACCGAAGACACGUGGAGAAAAAUAAAAAGAGGAUCACUUCAAGGGUUUAAAACACAAGAAGUAACCAAAUCCUGAAACGACCAAAGAAGACGCCCAUCAGCCCAAUUGAAACGCAGAAGAGAAGCAAUCCAAUGCCCAAGCAUAUUCUGAGAAGACAAUAACUGAUCUGAAACCAGAAGUUUGUGCCUACUCAACAGCUUUGACAAAGCACACGUCCCAACGCUGCUCCUAGCCCUCCUCAUCCUCACCACACCACCGACUCACCACCGGGGUGUGGAGUGGGCUGCUAUCUGCUAGUUUUUUUUUGUUUUGUUUUUUUCUUCCCCCAUAGCCCCCCUGUCUCUCCCUCCCUCUACUGUUUUCAUUGUAAUAUUUUCUAAGCAGUGUUAUUGCACCUGCGUUUGCCUUUUUUUUUCUUUUUCUUUUUUUUGUGAGUUAGAUUUCUCCCCUCUUUUGCUUUAUGCGACCAUCUAGAACUUGUGCCAGAAACCUGUAACAAGUGUGUGUGUUCAACUGUGUGCGUGAAGAGAUCCACAGGAACUGCAUAGUCAGAGAUCCUGAGAAUUACAAGAUUCAAGACGACAAAUCAAGACGUCCAGCGGUGUAUCAUUUGGGUGGUUGCAUAGAAAUAGUACUUAACCGUCAAGCAAAAAAAAAAAAAAAAUACAAAAAAUUAAUCCAGUUCAGCAAGUGCUCAAGCAAGUUUGGUCCGAGUUUAUGGGAAAAUAUGGGCAGCCCCUGGAAAGGCUUUGUUGAGUUUACCUUGCCUGCGUCGCCACCCACCGCGUUCGUUAGCGCUGACCUGAGCAGCACCUCCCCUGUCGGACUCAGCCUGUCGCCAUAUGGCCGAUCCAUGAGUUUUGACCCAGGUAUGCUCCAUAACAAUGGACACACUGCAUACGCCAACGGCACAGGGCCUGGCAUAAGAGAGACUGGUGUGGUGGAGAAGCUCCUAACGUCUUACGGGUUCAUCCAGUGCUCCGAACGCCAGGCUCGGCUGUUUUUCCACUGUUCCCAGUACAAUGGCAACCUGCAGGAGCUUAAAAUAGGAGAUGAUGUAGAGUUUGAGGUAUCCUCUGACAGGCGCACUGGCAAGCCCAUAGCAGUGAAGCUGCUUAAGAUAAAGCCAGAGGUGCUGCCAGAGGAGCGGAUCUCGGGCCAGGUGGGGCCAGACCUGCACGCCUAUCCCUUUACUGUGCUGCAUGGUUAUAUUCAUCCAGUUGUCUCAGCAAUCCCAGUGCACUUGGAUGGAAAAUCUGCUCCCGGCCAGGUGCCCACCGGCAGUGUUUGUUAUGAAAGAAACGGGUGGUGUGGCCUUUCACAGGAGGUGUUCUACCUUACCUACACUCCUGACGACGUAGAGGGUAACAUCCACCUGGACACGGGCGACAAAGUCAGCUUUUACAUGGAGACCAACAAGCAUACUGGUGCGGUCAGUGCUCGCAAUAUUCAACUUGUGAAGAAAAAGCAAAUGAGAUGCCAGGGUGUGGUGUGUGCCACAAAGGAGGCCUUUGGGUUCAUUGAGAGGGCCGACGUGGUGAAGGAGAUCUUCUUUCACUACAGCGAGUUCAAGGGUGAUCUAGAGGCUCUGCAGGCUGGAGAUGAUGUCGAGUUCACCAUCAAAGACCGAAAUGGUAAAGAAGUGGCCACAGAUGUGAGGCUGCUCCCCCAAGGAACAGUCAUCUUUGAAGAUAUCAGCAUUGAGCAGUUUGAAGGCACUGUCGUCAAGGUCAUUCCCAAGGUUCCCACCAAAAACCAGAACGAUCCUCUGCCAGGUCGCAUCAGUGCCCGGAUUGGUUUCACUGACAAGGAACUGCCAUUCGGCGAGAAGGACACAAAGUCCAAGGUGACCCUGUUGGAGGGAGAUCACAUCCAGUUCAACAUCUCCACCGACCGCAGAGACAAGCUGGAAAGGGCUACCAACAUCGACAUCCUCCCUGACACCUUCAACUUCACCAAGGAGACCCGUGAAAUGGGGGUGAUUGCGGCUAUACGCGAUGGCUUUGGAUUCAUCAAGUGUGUGGAUCGGGAUGCCAGGAUGUUCUUUCACUUCAGUGAAGUCCUAGAGGAGAGCCAACUGCACAUCUCCGAUGAAGUGGAGUUCACUGUUGUGCCUGUAGGUCCUGUUUAUAAGCUUUUCACAAAAGACAUGCUGUCUGCUCAGAGGAACCAUGCCGUGCGCAUCAAGAAGCUGCCCAAGGGCACAGUGUCCUUCCAUACCCAGUCUGAGCAGCGCUUUGUGGGUGUGGUGGAGAAGGAAGUGGCAACCACCAAUAAGAAUGCCAGUCCCACCAAGAGCAAGGAAAAGAAAAAAGACAAGGGUAAAGUUGUAGAAAAGGAAGCUGAGGAAGGAGUUAUUGCGUAUGAAGACUGCGGAGUGAAGCUCACUGUGCCAUACCAUACCAAGGACCUGGAGGGAGGUGGUCACCCACUGGUUGGAGACAAGGUGGAGUUCUCCAUCAAUGAAGUGAAGCGAACUGGCCAGCAGAGUGCAGUCUCCAUCAGAGUCCUCAACCGUAAUGCCUCCAACGCAAAGAGACUGCAUGGAUUUGUUGCCACACUGAAGGACAACUUUGGCUUCAUUGAGACAGCAAAUCAUGACCAGGAGAUUUUCUUUCACUACAGUGAAAUGUGUGGAGACUUGGAGAACCUGGAGCUGGGUGACACGGUGGAGUACACUCUCUCUAAAGGAAAAGGAAACAAAGUCAGUGCUGAAAAGGUUACCAAAGUAGCUGCAGUGAAUGGUAUUGGUGAGGAUGUUGGUACAACAGUGAUGAUGGGGAAAGUCAUCCGUCCCUUACGUAGUGUGGACCCCUCCCAGACAGAAUAUCAAGGGCUUAUUGAAGUCACAGAGGAAGGUGGAACUAAAGGCCAGAAUUAUCCCUUUGGAAUCAUGGGUAUGGCAAACAAGGCAGAUUGUCUGCAGAAAGGAGAACUUGUGAAGUUUCAGGUUUGCACAGUCGCCCAAACUGGACAGAAGAUGGCCUGCAAUGUGGUUCCUCAGCGCAGAGCCAUGGUGGAGUGUGUCAAAGAUCAGUUUGGCUUCAUCACGUAUGAAGUUGGUGAAAGCAAGAAGUUGUUCUUCCAUGUAAAAGAAGUGCAAGAUGGCCUGGAGCUCCAGACCGGAGAUGAGGUGGAGUUCUCAGUUGUCCUCAAUCAACGCACAGGAAAAUGUAGUGCCUGCAACGUACGCAGAGUCAGUGAGGGGCCUAAACCAGUGGUGACUCCGCGUCCUGAUCGUCUGGUUAAUCGUUUGAAGAGCAUCACCCUUGACGAUGCCAGUGCUCCUCGCCUGGUCAUUGUACGACAGCCCCGUGGUCCUGACAAUUCAAAGGGCUUCAAUGUGGAGCGCAAGACCCGCCAGCCCGGUGUCAUUGACUGAGCAAUACAGAGCCCCGCCUUGUUCGGUGUUGGUGGGAUGCUGUCCCAAAGGGGCAACAGCAGGGGAUAAGGGAAUUUGAUUUAACACAUGCUUGUACACAAACUCAUACACAAAACAUACGCACACAUACAGUAAUCGGCAUGUGUAAUCUUUGUUCCCAUUGAUACCUGCCAGGGAACUUGUCUCAUUCCGUAGUUCCCUGCCUCCCAUGUAUGAUGUACUUGAUAGAGUUCCACACUGCAGUGUACAUGGGAUCUGAGUGUGUGCGUUUGUGUGUGCGUCUGUGUGUGUGCUGUAUCCUAGAAGUCAUUAUAGUGUGUAACGGAGGUAUUUGUUUGAGGGUCUUGUACCUCUAAAUCAGAG
Molecule: messenger RNA, 3881 nt
Organism: Larimichthys crocea (large yellow croaker)
Lineage: Eukaryota; Metazoa; Chordata; Actinopteri; Sciaenidae
Product: cold shock domain-containing protein E1
Exons: 22
Coding region: 864-3518 (884 amino acids)
Molecular function (GO): nucleic acid binding
Source: RefSeq, a predicted model, not a curated record